AUGAUUUACAACGAGCCCCAAGGCAGCCACGUUAGCCUGUAUCCCGGUAAUUUGCCCGAUGCUCUACAAAUGAUUAAUGUAACAGCCUUGAGUGUGGAUGAAUGCCAGAGCCUAUUUAGUGGGAUUAAUCCUGUAUUUGAUUCCCAAAUUUGCUCUCUUACAAAAGCGGGAGAAGGAGCGUGUCACGGUGAUUCUGGAGGUCCUCGGGUUGAGGAUGAUCGAGUCGUGGGCAUCGUCUCCUGGGGCAUGCCAUGUGCCAGGGGAUACCCUGAUGUCUACACUAGGGUUUACUCUUUCCUUGAAUGGAUACAAGCCAAUAUAAAUGAUGAAGAAAAUGAGAAGUCAAAGACAAAAUAA
Molecule: messenger RNA, 357 nt
Organism: Pieris macdunnoughi
Lineage: Eukaryota; Metazoa; Arthropoda; Insecta; Lepidoptera; Pieridae
Source: the annotation of a GenBank genome assembly